GCAAAGGGGAACACUCCUAACCUUCAAGCGGUCUAACAUCCAACACAUUUCCAUGGCACACAAAAGCUCCAGCAGCAAGACCACUGCACCCACACUACAACUGCUAUAUUAGUUACCUAAUAAAGGAACACAUUUCUCUCUUACACCACCUUCACCGCUCUCACUCUCCGCCCGCAGCUGCCAUCAUGCGACUUGUUAACACACGUACUCUCCGGCUGGAGGAGUUCUUCGACGCUUCUACUCCCGAUUAUGCCAUCCUCUCGCACACUUGGGCGCAGGACGAGGUCAUCUUUUCCGACAUGACCGACCUCGGCAAGGCCCGCACAAAGAUAGGCUUCGCCAAGCUGGAGGGUGCGUGUCGUCUCGCGGCAACGCAGAAGUACGACUACAUUUGGAUCGAUACGUGCUGCAUCGACAAGUCCAGCAGUGCCGAGCUGUCCGAGGCCAUCAACUCCAUGUACCGAUGGUACGAAAAGGCCAAGGUCUGCUAUGCGUACCUGUGUGACGUCAAGAAUCCGACCCAGCUCGUUGGGUGCAAAUGGUUCACUCGCGGUUGGACUCUGCAAGAGCUCCUCGCUCCCGACGACGUGGAGUUCUACACGCUGGACUGGGUCUAUCUCGGAAAUAAAAGGGAUCCCAGCCUGAUCCCAACUCUGUCACGCGCCAGCCUGGUCGACGCGCCCGUCUUAGCCCGUGUGAUCCAGCCAUGGGACGUUAGCGUGGCCAAGAGGAUGUAUUGGGCCUCGAGUCGGGAAACGACCCGGCGAGAGGAUGAAGCCUACUGUAUGAUGGGACUCUUUCGCGUCAACAUGCCGCUACUUUAUGGCGAGGGAAGCAAAGCGUUCUUCCGUCUUCAGCAAGAGAUCGCCAAAGAUACGCAUGACCAAUCUAUCCUGGCGUGGUAUUGCGAGCCAAGGAGGGAGACUGAGUUGGCGCGACGGGUUGGGACGCGGUCCGAGAUCGAUUUCGGUUGCUGUGCGCCUUCACCUAGCUGUUUUGCCAUGUCGGGAGAUAUCACGUCCUCAUCCGCACCGAGCCCCGAAGGAUCACUGGGACAAAUAAUCUUUACGGGGCCAGGGACUGAAUUUUUAGCCCCCUUGAAAGGUGGGGAUGAAAAUUGGUCGCACGAAGAUGACUGGAAAGCUGAGAACGAAACUUGGUGGGACGAACGCGAGAUUAUCCUCCGUUGCCAGGUCGGCCCGAUCCCUGGAACGUUUCCAACCUUGGUGGUAGUUCAAGCCGCAAACCGCGGACAAUACUACCGCCGAAAUUUGACACACGGCAUCGUCUCGAGUGUUUCUCUCUAUACAUUUCCAUCCCAUGUGGAGGAACCUAAUAGGAUCCGCUCUGCCCGACGUAAUAAGAUCGGCCUGCAGAUAUUUGCCCCUACCACGCCUGUUAAUGGCUCUUCGGGUGUGGCAACCGUCGAGGGCGAGAUGCGUACGUACCCAUUUCAUGGGUAGUAAUGACUAGUUACCUACCUAGUGUAUUCGUAAACUACAACGUGUACGGUUAUUACCACAAAGCUAACAUCAGAACUUAGGC
Molecule: messenger RNA, 1545 nt
Organism: Chaetomium fimeti
Lineage: Eukaryota; Fungi; Ascomycota; Sordariomycetes; Sordariales; Chaetomiaceae
Product: heterokaryon incompatibility protein-domain-containing protein
Exons: 1
Coding region: 186-1463 (425 amino acids)
Source: RefSeq, a predicted model, not a curated record